Hippocampus comes (tiger tail seahorse) is the source of this 3767-nucleotide messenger RNA. It is a transcript of the gene akap13a, whose product is annotated as A-kinase anchoring protein 13. Gene Ontology annotation, molecular function: guanyl-nucleotide exchange factor activity; MAP kinase scaffold activity. Gene Ontology annotation, cellular component: membrane; actin cytoskeleton. Gene Ontology annotation, biological process: regulation of Rho protein signal transduction; adrenergic receptor signaling pathway; positive regulation of canonical NF-kappaB signal transduction. The record is from RefSeq and is a predicted model, not a curated record. The coding region runs from base 16 to 3648 and encodes 1210 amino acids. Lineage: Eukaryota; Metazoa; Chordata; Actinopteri; Syngnathiformes; Syngnathidae. The transcript has 26 exons.
UUUCUCUUAAGUGAAAUGAGAGCAGGCCGUAAUAUUCUUGCUUUGUGUCCGCACAGCUACAGCCUGGAGGGCCUGAGUGGCAGCCAAGAGGAGGCACGGCGCCCGGCCGGUCAAGGCCCCCGCAUUCUAGAACCUUCCAGAAUGCUGCAGCAUGACAUGGAUGAGCGCGGCUCCCUCGUGUCGCUCACGGAGGAGCAGGAGGAAACGGGGCCGCCAUGCGGCCUGGAAAAGCAGAGGUCGAGGCGCUAUCGUCCGUUGAGGAACAGCUGCCCCCCGAUGACCCUGCCCCUCACCAAGUCUGUUUCCAUGCUCGCCAUCAGCCACAGAGACAUUGACGGUAUGAGGUCCUUCUCCAGCACGUCUGGAUCACUCGCAUACAGCAUAUCAGAGGAGGAGCCUGGGCCGCUGCGGAGCGAUGCUGAGACGACGGGCAAGGGUGGCACAAAAGUUAGCCGCACCUUCAGCUACCUCAAGAACAAGAUGUACAAGAAGACGAAGGAAAAAGAGAAGGACAAAAAGGAGAAGGAGGCCAAGGAGAAGGAGAAAAAGGCGUUCAACGGGCACCACUUUGCUGCAAUGGGCUCCAGCCAGGCGCUACCAUGCUCCCACUGCUUCCAGUGUAAUAAGGCCCUCAGCAGCAAGGAGCUCUUUCAGUGCACGUACUGCAAUGCCUGCGUGCACAAGAGCUGCAGGGACGGUCUGGCCGUUUGCGCCAAGGUGAAGAUGAAGUUGCCCAGGCAGCAUCUUAACACAGUGCCAGAUUCCAGCUCCUUCCCCGGUGUCACCAUGAGGAACAAAUCAUGCGGGACAAGGGAACGCCCCUGGUCAGUCAUCUUGUCCCCAGAGGACCACUCGUCUCUGACUUUGCCGCAGUCGCGCCGACAUACCAGCCUCAUGCCGUUCCACGGCAACAACCUGUCCAAAAGUCUUUCCAUUAGCAACAUUGCUGGUCCAGUGUUUGACGAGAUUCCCAUCAGGGGUCUGCGCUAUCUUUCCCAGUCUACUGACUCGCUCAACAGGACAAAUCAGGUCACAGAGUCCAUGGAAUCACUCACUGAUGAAGGUCAUUACAUUCCAUCGCAACCAUGGACAGAGAUGAUGGACAGCCAGCUGAUGGGCGAGUUUGAGGGCGAGGCCAAGGAGAUGGAGGCCGACUCGUGGAGUUUAGGCGUGGAGCAGCAGUACCUCCAGCAGCUGGACCGCAAUCUGGUCAAGAGGCAGGACGUCAUCUACGAGCUGAUGCAGACGGAGAUGCACCACAUCCGCACGCUGCGCAUCAUGUCGGAGGUGUACAGCAAGGGCCUACAAAUGGAGGUGCAACUGGAGCCGCAGACCCUAGAGCGACUUUUCCCCGCGCUGGACGAGCUGCUGGAGCUCCACACGCAGCUUCUCCUACGCCUGCUGGAGAGGAAGCGUGAAAGCCAGGCAGAGGGCGGGCGCUCGGAGCGAGGCGUCAUCGUCCACCGGAUAGGGGACAUCCUCCUCAGCCAGUUCUCGGGAUGCAACAGCGAAAGCAUGAAGAGGAUUUACGGGAGAUUCUGCAGCCGCCACAAUGAGGCCGUCAACCUGUACAAGGACCUUUUGACCAAAGAGAAACGCUUCAAGGCCUUCAUCAAAAAAAAGAUGAGCAGCAGCAUUGUUCGGCGUCUCAGCAUCCCAGAAUGCAUUCUGCUGGUGACCCAGAGAAUAACCAAGUACCCUGUGCUGAUUCAGAGGAUCCUGCAGCACACUAAAGAGGGUGACAGCGACUACGACGAGCUGUCUGGGGCGCUGCGCCUGGUAAAAGAAACGAUCGCUGGCGUGGACGGCCGCGUGAACGAGCACGACAAGCGGCGGCGCCUCAAGGAUUUUCACAGCCGCACCGACACCAAGUCCAUCAUGAUGAUGAAGAGUGGCCAGAUCUUCGCCCGCGAGGACCUGCUGCGGCGGCGCCUGGUCCACGACGGUGCGCUGCAGCUCAAGAGCAGCCAGGGACGUCUCAAAGACGUCCACGCGCUGCUCCUGUCGGACGUGCUGGUCUUCCUUCAGGAGAAGGACCAGAAAUAUGUCUUCGCCAUGCUGGACCAGCGCUCGACUGUCAUCUCGCUGCAGAAGCUGAUUGUGCGUGAGGUGGCCAACGAGGAGCGCGGACUUUUCCUCAUCACGGCAGGCAUCGAGAAGCCAGAGAUGAUGGAGGUGCUGGCCAGCUCCAAGGAGGAACGUAACGCCUGGAUGCAGCUAAUACAGGACGCCAUGCAGUCCAUGGAGAGGGACGAGGACGAGGGCAUCCCCAGCGAGACCGAAGAUGACAAGCGACAACUGGAGAUCAAAGCCAAAGAAAUGAGAGACCUGCUGAAGCAGAAGGAUUCUCAGAUCAUGUCCCUGCUGGAGGAGAAGGUGCGGCUCUUCCGCGGCAUGUGUGAGGGCUCCAGUCCAGUUGAGGAGGCCUGCCGGCAGACCAGGCACUUCUUCAGGUCGCCUGUCGGGCCGGAGCCCCCCAUGGGGGCCUGCGUCAUGAAGGACGCCCUGCAGGAAGUGGAGACACUGCAGACCCUGGUGAACAGUAGCCUCGGCGGGGCGAUGGCCGGUGUCCAAGAUGGCGUAGGCGGAGGAGGGGCGCCCGGCUCUGGGUGCCUGCCCCGACGGGCCGAGACCUUUGGCGGCUUUGACAGUCACCAGAUGCACCUCAGUAAGAAUGGAGACAAAGACGAGAGCGAAGAUGCCACCAGAGAUCUGCGGAGGACCGAGUCAGACAGUGUCCUGAAGAAGGGAGGAAACGCCAACCUGCUGCAGCUGCUCAAGAGGAACAGCGAGCAGGUGCUCCACAGCGUCUCGAAUUUGUACUUCCUGCUCAGCACGCUGCAGGCAGUGGUGGUGCAGCAGGACAGCUUCAUAGAGGACCAACGUCAGGCCCUGAGCGAGCGCUCACCGUCGGCGUGCUCGUCGUCACGGUCGUCUUCACGGCCCAGCUCCCUGGUCGAACAGGAGAAGCAGCGGAGCCUGGAAAAGCAGCGGCAGGAGUUGGCGUCGCUGCAGAGGCAGCAGGCAGCGCAUGCCGAGGAGCGCCGCCGGCGCGAAAAGGAGUGGGAGCUCAGGGAGCGUCUGCUUGGCGACAAGGAGACACUGCUGAACGCGCAGGAGGAGGAUCUGUCCAAGCAGCAGCGGGCGCUGGAGGACGAGAGGCGAGAGCUGGCGAGUCGGAAGGAGGACUACCAGAGGGAUCUGGAGAGGCUGAGAGACGCCCAGAGGAAGCUGGACAAGGACAGGGAGGCCCUGCAGAGGCAGCUCGACAAGAUGGACGAGCUACGGCGCACCGAGCGGACUCCCUCCACCGCCUCGGAAGAGUCCCAGUUGGCGGGCAGCUGCCAAUCUUUGGAUCUGGACCCCGUCGACAUGUCCUCUUCAUCCUCCUCGUCUUCAACGUCGCAGCGCUGCAAGGCCAAGACACGCAGUCUCAACCCUUUCACGUCGUCUUCAUCUUCGUCGGCGGCGGCGGGCGUAUUGAAGGCCGGCGAGGCCAGCACGCAGCUGUCCAAGAGCCUGUUGCAGCUGGCCAAGCAUCGUGGCAAGGAAGGCAAAGACAAGCGCAAGAAGAAGGUGAAAGGACAGGCCGCAGACUCCCAGCACCUCUCCGAGGCUCCUCUGGAUGGGGAGAUCUUCUUCUGCUGACUCUCAUCAUGCUCCCUCCUCAGCCUCGCUCAACGACAACACUUUCUAGCUCGCCUGCAACCCUGUUCGCCACACAGGACGUGCCGGUGUGCUCCCACUUCCCUGUCGUUGUGGUGUGA